AUGAAUGAGAACGAACGAGACACACUCUCUCAAAGUUAUUCAGGGCGUGACUUGACGAUGAAGUUCUGGCGACUGAUUGGGUUCAUCACGACUAGAAGACCGGCGGUUCUUGGCCACGCUUGGAAUAUCUCUUCAAUCGCAGCCCAUUAUGCCUUGUUAGAAACAGUUCCCGAUGUAGUGCAUGUGUGUUACAACAACCGAUUAUAG
Arabis nemorensis is the source of this 207-nucleotide messenger RNA. The record is from the annotation of a GenBank genome assembly. Lineage: Eukaryota; Viridiplantae; Streptophyta; Magnoliopsida; Brassicales; Brassicaceae.